This is a messenger RNA of Phlebotomus papatasi, 9192 nucleotides long. Its product is annotated as protein TIS11-like. Gene Ontology annotation, molecular function: mRNA binding; metal ion binding. Lineage: Eukaryota; Metazoa; Arthropoda; Insecta; Diptera; Psychodidae. The transcript has 4 exons. The record is from RefSeq and is a predicted model, not a curated record. The coding region runs from base 1062 to 2219 and encodes 385 amino acids.
UUCAUUUUCAAAAUCAGUAUAGAAACGAACGGCGCGCUGCUAACACGUUCAACGGGGUCGAGCUAGCUCAUAAAGUUGGUGCCUCCUCAAAAAAAAAAUAAAUUUUUGUAAACUCGUUCUUGUUUCAACUUUUUUUCGUCGUAUAUUACUUUGCGAGCAAUUUACACGACGAGUGAGAAGAGAGGCAGUGUGGAGAUUACAGAAAGAGAGCAAAUUUUCUGCUCAAAGACUGAAAAGAUUGAAACUUGGAAAAUUUCAGUGUUUCGACAUUUUGCCACAAGAUCUCGAUUGCAGAAAAACAUAAGUCACGCUAUUUUUUUUUAAAUUGUAAAAAAAUAUAUAAAUAAAAAGAAAGAGAAGAAGAAGAAAAAAAGCAAAAAUCUUUUUCUCAAUGCAAAAAGAGUUUUUAAUCAAAAAUCAGCUUCAAUGUAAAUGCAGAAAAAUCACAAGCUUUUUCCACGAAUCUGGCGGAAAAGACAGAGAGAGAAAAAGCAAAGAAAUCGAGCUGAAAUAAAUGAUCAAAAGUGAUAAUCUAAUACAAAAAUUUGGAGAAUUUUCUUUUGAGAGAACGACCACUGCGAAGGAGAAAAAAAUUGUGCUUUCUAUCUCUUGUAGUCUGAAGAGUGGUACAAAAAUAACGAAAAAAAAACUAAAUGCUAAAAUCUUAAAUUAUUAUUUAAAAAUCGUGAAGAAAGUGAAAGAUUUAUGUAAUAUUUAAUUAAAUUAAAGUUUAAAUUAUUGCAUCUGUAAAAAAAGGAAAAUAACAAGAUAACCUAACAGUGAUUUUGCCGAUCUCGUAACUGAAGCAACAAGAAAGCUUUUUUUUUAACAAUCUACACCUAAUUAAGCGAAGGAGAAGAAAAAAUUAAGUGUUUUUUUUGCAAUUCAAGAGAAGAAAAGUUCGUGAAUGUGUUUGUGUAUCUGAAGUCAUUUGGAGUUUUUUUUUGUGUUGAGGACGAAGAACGAGAAAAAUUCCAAGAAAAAAGAUCUUUUCUGGUCGAAAAGAGGAGGUAGUCCCAGGUAGAUCAGCAUUUGACAGAAGGAAUUGAAAAUUGAUAAAGAUGUCUACAGCCAUAAUGCAUCAAACGGCAUACUAUGACUUUGGUGAUUUGCUUCUCAAGAGUCAGAAUCAGACACGGUCGAAUGGGAAUGUUGUGAGUGGGGGUGGUAUUCAAACCAUUGCAAGUGCCACCAACAAUAAUGUGAUCGGUGCCACAAAUGGCAACAGCAAAAGUUACAGUGUGUCCCUAUCUGGGCACAAUGGAGCACCACCGCAACACUCCCUUCUGCAACAGCAACUGAUUGUUGCGGCAGCGCAACAGCAUCAGCAGCAGCACAACCACAAGAUGAUCCUCCAUAGUGCCCUGCAGAGGGCAGUUAGUCAUCCCCAUGGAGCCGGUGGAGCCACCAAUGGUGCCAAUGUUGCCACCUUUGUCAACACCAUCAUUGAAAAUCUGGGCGGUCACCGGAAACUCGAGAGGACGCAAUCGGAGCCACUACCUCAAGUCAAUACUUCUAGAUACAAGACUGAACUCUGUCGACCAUUCGAGGAGGCGGGCGAGUGUAAAUACGGUGAUAAGUGCCAAUUUGCUCAUGGGAUGUAUGAAUUGAGAAAUCUGCAGCGCCAUCCCAAGUACAAGACGGAACUCUGUCGAACGUUCCACAGUGUGGGCUAUUGUCCAUAUGGACCGCGAUGUCACUUUGUGCACAAUGCCGAGGAGGCGCGUCUUGGUAUGCAGAAUCAGCAGAAUGCAGCCGCAGCGGCUCAGCAACAGCAACAACAGCAGCAGCAGCAGCAGCAGCAGCAGCAACAGCGUCUCGUUUUGCUGAACAGAGGUGCAGCGAUGGCAGCAGCGGCGGCUGCUGGACAGUUGGGUGGUGCUCUGCCCCUAAGUCCGGCCCUCAGCAUGUCCACGGGUAGUGAUCGUGCCAGUCCCACUGGAUCUCUGUCACCCACAAACAGUGUCCCGAGUUUCUUUGGGGCUGGUGAGGUGACAACCUCGCCGGCAGUCGAUGGUGCUCUGAUGGCUCAUGCUAUCUUCCCACCAGGCGGCUUUAUGGCUCCACCACCACCCCAACCGCCAUCCCUAAGUCCGCCCCAGAGUCCGCGUGAAUUGAGCCCAGUGGCUACUCCACCGCCUACUGAGAUGGAAACGCGUCUUCCUGUGUUCAAUCGUCUCAGUUCUACCAUUGAUUCCCUCAACAAUCUCGCCAUCUAAAGAAGGGUGGAUUUGGAACAGGAGGAGAUACCAUGAGCAGCAGCGCCAACAAAGCCAGGCAAGUUAUCUCAGUCAAAAGUGAUUUUAUUUUCGCAAAAAAAAAAAAAAAACAAAAAACAAACAUUCAAUCCUCCGAUAACACGUGAAAAAAAAUAUUGAGAAAAUUACUAGAAAUUGUCCGAUUUUUCUUGCAUUCGAAAUCAUUUGAUUUUCUUUGCAGAAUUUUCCCCAUUUCUUCUCAAAUUAUUUUCUUUUUCAAAAUGUGCUCGAUGAAAUGAUUUACUAUUUUUUUUGUGUUUGAAUCAAAUAUUUUGGAGAAAGUUUUUUUGAGCGAGAUAUGAAACGCAAAAGCAACAGUGAAUUCUGAUGAAAAAAAAUUAUAAGGAAGAAAAUUAGGAUAGAAAUGAAUGAGAAAGAGCGUAAAUUAUUUUAAUUAUUACAUAUAUAAGUCAAUUAAUUUAUUUUGUGCUAUUUUCAAAAUAUUUACUUUUUUUUACUAUUACUUUCUAAUCACAAUUUGUCUUUUUUCAUUUACAAAAAAAAAAUGCGAGAGAAAGGAAAUGAAUGGGAAAAAAAUCGAAAGAGAAUGAAUCAAUGUGAAUAUGAUUCUAUUAUUAUUAUUUUUUUCUAUAUAAAUAUUUAAAUGAAGAAAAAAAGAAACUAAAAUUUGGUAUCACCCAAUUGUGCCUUAUUUGAAUGAUUAGAAUUUUUGAAAGGGAGAAAAAACAAUAAAAAAUGGGAGAAUAACCUCUGUUUUAUGAGAAAGAAUUAUUUAUCCCAAUUUUUGUUGUUGAUUUUGCAACCAAUGUUCUCGUUUCUCUAAUGAAUGUAAUAAAGCUUUUUUGUCGUAAGUUUAUAGGACGCAGAGAUGAAAAAAGAACAAAAAUUUUAAGAAGAUAAAUGAAGAAAAAAAACAAUAAAUCAGAUAAUAAACCAUGAAGAUUUUUUUAUACUAUCAAAUUAUUUAUGUAAAUAGAAAAGGGAUUCCAGGUAUAUUAAAGAUUUAUAAUAUAGUAAUUUAAAAGAAAACAAAAAUCAGAGAAUAGUACGAUGAGACGGAAAAAAUUAAAAAAGAUACAAAUAAUUUUAUAUCUAAUAAUUAUGGUGAUGUUUUUUUUUUUAAAUAAUUUACACGAAAAAGAUGAAUAUGAAAAUAAUUAUUUUAUCUGUAUAAUGUAAUUUAUAUUAGUUUGUAGAAUUUUCCAUAUAAACACUUAUACUUUUUUCUUAAUUUUGACGUGUUUUAUUUUCCUCCUUCAACUCUUUUAUCUUUCUACUCUGAAUAAACGUUCGAAUGUAGAAUCUCAUUUUAGUGGAAAUUGCAUGAGUCGAAUGGGAAAUAUUGCAUUUGAUUGGAAUGUACAAAACAAUAUAGUUAUUGGGAAGUUAGGUGAAGAUUCUAGCAAACUGCUCGAAUUUUCAGGAUAAAAGCUUCGUAUUUGAAACAUAGUGCUUUAUAUGUCCAUCUCACUCAGACAAGCUUGAGUAAGAAGAGUUCAGAUAUAGCAACUGCCAAUAUGGCUAUCAAUAUGCACAGUUGGCAUAAAACAGAAGAAGAAGAAGGAGCUUUUUCUAGAACUCUUCCGGUUUAUCUAAUCUAACCUUUUUCUAGCAGUUUGCAUAAAUAUCCAAGAUAGAACUUUCAAAUACUACGAUAAAAAAACACAUAAGAAAAUGAAUAAUUUCUGUACCAUGGAGACAAUGCACAUUCUCCUAUUUUCCACAAGGAAAUUACCAGCAAAUUGUGGAAAAUUUCACCUUGAAUUCCGUGAAAUUCGAGUGGAAAUUUCCACAACUGCGAAUUCUCUUUUAAAUCAGAGUCAUCUGCUAAUGUUCGAAAAACUGCUACAAUACGUUCGAAUAUUAUAAAAAUUGGUAUUUCUAUCAAGAUCUCUACACGGGGAAAAAUUUACGAAGUCGUUUAGCAUUUUGAAGGCAUACAUAGCGUUUUACAGCCUGUGCAGAAGCCUUUUGAAGGAAUUCAUUAACCUUCCAAAUAUAGUUUUUUUUUUAAAUCCAUGUUUGCGUAUUUCUUAAAACUUUUAAAACACUAUAUUUGUCUCUUUCCUUUUCAAUAUGCGUCAUCUUAAUGUUCGACAAACUGCUAGAAAGCGUUUUAAUAUUUCUAAAAAUUGGUAUUGUCUAUCAAGGGCUCUAACAAAGUGAGAAAUUUACAACAUAUUUAGCACUUUGCAGACAUAUUUUACAACCUUUUUGAAGGAAUUCAAUAGUCGUCUAUGCUAAAAGUUUAGUAUUUUUUCUAAUAUUCAUUUUAAACAGAAACGACAGAUGAAAAUAGAGUUUAUUAAACUAUUUCCGAUAUUGAGAAAAACAAUUGUAUGUUAAAACUGUUAAAACGUAUACAUACCUGUUUCUUUUUCAAGUAGUUCUACUAAUAUUCAAAAACUGCUAGAAUGCGUUCUAAUAUCUUAAAUUGUAAUUUCAAUUAAGGUUUCUUCACAGUGAUAUAAAUAACGACAAAAUUAGCACUUUGAAGGAUAUCGUCUACACGGGUGUAUGUUAGAUCCAUCAAAAUGGUACAUUUUGACGUAAAUUUCAUACAGUAGUUUCCUUUAAAAAGUGAAUGGUUUAAUUUUGCCAAAAUGUUUGGAGGAAUGGAAUAGUCUUCCCUGAAAGUUUUCAUGUUAAAAAUUUAGUAUUCUUUUAUGAUUUAUUUUCGACUAAAGGGAUUUUGAGAAAUUUCUCGCUCUUUUAGACGGAAACUAAUAGUUUUUAACUCUUUCGCGUCCAUAGGGUCAUAUAUGACCCGGGGAAAAAAGUUUCUUUUUGGCUAUUUACAUUAAUUGAAAUCUAACUGGAGUCUUGAGAAAAUGAGCCAAGAAUCUUACAUCCUUCUAUUAUGAUGUCGUGCACAAACCGAUAGAUUUCAAUUAAUGUAAAUACCCAAAAAAAAACUUUUUCCCCGAGUCAUGACAUUACCCUAUGGACGCGAAAGAGUUAAACUAUUUCUAAUAUAUAAAAAACUUUCAUCAAUUGAACUUGUUUUUAUAACAAAUAAUAAAGAAGAAAACUGCAGCCACAUAAGCGCAAAGUGCGUUGACAUUAUUGGAAUCGCACUGUAGGUAUUUCUUUCUUUUCUAGUAACGUUAAUUUGUGUUUAGGAAAGUGUUUUGCUUUCACAUUGUCUUCUCUUAAUAAAAAAAGAGUCCAACUGGUCACACUAAUGUAAUGCUCAUAAUUCUAGCAGUUUUGAACCAAUGAUGUCUUGUUUGCAUUAAAAUCUUCUAGCAUACUUGCAUUUUUUUGGAAAUAUUUUUGCUAAUUUUAGUCUGUUUUUUCCGAUUUGUUGAUUCCGGUCUACUUUUGCAAAUUCGUUGCGAAAAUGUCAAAACUACUAGAAUUUGAGUUAUCCGAUGCAUAUUUGUUUGUACGUAUUUUUUAACUUUGCGGACGAUUUAGUUAUUGGGAUGUUAUGAGUAAAGUUAUAGUGCUCAUCAUUCUAGCAGUUUUGAAACAAAGGCGUCUUAUCUGCUGAACAAUUCCAGCAAUUUACUGGAAAUUAUCCAGAAAUAUUUUUACUAUUCAAUUUUUGAUUUCUAAUUUGCGAACGCUGAAGAUGUUUCCAGUAAAAAAUUGUGAUGCUUAUUAUUCCAGCAGUUUUGAGCCAACGGCGUUAUAUCUGCACAACAAUUCUAGCAAAUUAGAUUCAUUGUUUCGGAAAUAUUUUUAAUAUUGAUUUUUUAGUUUGCUUUCUAUUCUAUUGUCAAUUAUGUUUCAGUUUUACAAAAUACUUGCGAAAAAUGUCACAACACAAUUACUUGAAUUGAAGUUAUCCGAUGUAUCUUUGUACGCAGCUUUCAAUUUUGCGGAUGUUUAGCUAUAAAGAUGAAGCUAUCAGUAAAAUUGUAACGAUCGUCACUGUAGCAGUUUCGAACCAAAGGCAUUUUAUCUGAAUAAAACUUCUAACAAAUGUCAAAAAUAAUAUAAAUAGAGUUCUUUGAUACAUCUUUGUAGGUAUCUUUGAACUUUGUGGUCGUUUAUCUAUGAGAAUUAUAAGAGUAAAAUUGUGUACCGAUCAUUCUAGCAGUUUCAAUCCAACGGGUUUUUAUCUGCACAACCAUUUUAGCAAAUUAAAUUCACUGUUUCGGAAAUAUUUUUACUAUUGAUUUUUUAGACUGCUUUCUAUUCUAUUUUCAAUUCUAUAAAUUCAAUAAAACUUUUAACAAAUUAAUUGAUUUUUUCCGGAAAUAUUUUUACCAUUCAUUUUUUAGACUACUUUUCUAUUAUUAAUUCUGUUCUUUUUUGCGAAAUAGUUGUAAAAAUGUCGAAAGUAAUAGAAAUAGAAUUGUCUGAUACAUUUUUGUCCGUAAAUUUGAACUUUGUGGUCGUUUAUCUAUGAGAAUUUUAAGAGUAAAAUUGUCGUGUACCUAUCAUUCUAGCAGUUUCAAUCCAACGGUUUUUUAUCUGCACAAUAAUUUUAGCAAAUUAUUUGAAUUAUUCCGGAAAUUCUUUAAGUAAUUAACUUUGCGAAGUAGCUCUGAAAAUGUCAAAACUACUAGAAUUGGGGUUGCCCGAUGCAUCAAACCCUCAAUACCCUACAUUUUGUUCAUUCAUAUUUUGGGAUAUGUACUGUACAUUCGAUUUACGCAUUUUGAAGCAAUAUGAGAUACUACAGGCGAUUGUAAAAUUUUUCUAAUCAUAAAAAUUGGGAAAAAACAGUGAAUUUUUUGGCUGUGUUUUUCGUGUGUUUUUCGAAGCUCAAGAAGAAAUUGAAAUUAAACUGAGAUAAUUCCUCUUCUAUCUUUUUUUUUGUAUUUUAUUGCCACAAUAUUUUUUCCCAAUUCCUUCUUAUUGCCUUUUUAUGAUGCUUUAUGAGAGCUUGGAAGUGGCAUUUUCUGCGAGAAAAAAUUCUUGUUUCACAUUGUUUUGGAUGUUUAUUUCUUUCAAUAGUUCAAAGUUGAAUCAAAUUGAUUUUUUUGAAUGAAUAAAUCAUCGAAAAACAAUUGCGACUAAAGUGAAAAGAGGAAUUUUGUUGCAAAAAACUGUUCCAAAGUUCGCAAGAGCCUGUCUUCAAAUUCUUUAUGCUUUUUUCCGAGUAAGAACUUUAAUUAACUUCAAAGAAGAAGAAAUAUAUGGUAUUUCUGAAAUUAAUAGUGAAACAAAUAAGAAAAAGAGUUAUCGAAGGGGCCAUUAAUAUGCAAUUCGUAUGUGUUACAACAAGAAAAAAAAAGAAAAAAUAUAUAUUUAAAAAAAUAAGAUGAAAAUUGUAAAUUUUAAGUUUUUUCUUGUAUUUUUUUUCAAAAUGUACAUUCUUUUAAAUAUAUUCUAUAAUGCAAAGAUUUCAAUUUACACAUUAUUUAUGAUUUUUUUUUUAUUUAAGAAAUAUUCUAAUGAUAUACAAAAAAGAUAAUUUCGCCAAUUUUAUUUACAUUUUUUCUUUAUUCUUUUAUUUUCUAUUUGCUUUAAUUAUCAUGUUUUUUUUGUGUUUUAAUUGAAGAAAAAAUCUUUUGAAAGAUUCACUUUUCGAAUUGCAAUAUUCAAAGAAAAAAAUUAAUUUAGUGAAACAGUAAAUCAGGUAUAUGAGAAAUAUUAUAAAUAUUAUUGAAAAAUGAAUCAUUUUUAAUUAGAUGAAGUAAUAAAAAAAAAGACAAAUUUUAUUUUACAAGAGAUAAGUAAGAAAAUGAGAGAAAAAAUCAAAUGUCUUCCGUAAAGUGAAUUUGAUGAGAUGAAGAAAAAAUAUAAUUUAUAUUUUUUACUUUAAAAACAUUUUUGCUAGCUGCCUUUAAAAACAAAAUAAGAAGAAAUAGAAGAAAAUACGACGAUUUGGAAAUAAAAAGAAACAUUAAAUAUCUUUAAAAAAAACGGGAAAUAAAUUAUCGUUAGAGAAGAAAUUAAAGUGAAAUAAUUAUUAUUUAUUUUUUUCAACUAAUGACAAAUAUAAUUUAAUUAUUUUAUCAAUUCACCCUUUAUUUUACUAUUAAUUAUAUUUUUUAUUUAAAAAAAAACUGGCAUAUUGCAUAAUUUUUCUAUGGUGUUCAAAAAAUUGUCGCACAUGAACAAUUUAACAAAAAAAGAAGAUAGUAACAUAUUGAUUUUCUGCAUUACAUUUUAUCUCAAAGACUUUCCAUUCAACAUUCCAGGAUUUUUUUGACCAACCCUCCGUACGUUGAAAUAAAUUAAUAAAAAAAGAAAAGAAAAUAAUCCGAAAAUAUUUGGGAUAUUCCUUUUUUUCUUUUAUUUUUGAAUAAAAUGUGAGAAAAACAAUAUUUGGAAAUGCACUGAAAAAUACAACUUUAAAAAACCUGAAAUGUGUGACAAUUUUUUUUUAAUAUAAAAUCUUAUUUAUUUAUAUUUAAAAAAAGAAAUAUGAUAAAUUUAUUUUUUGUAUAUUUGUAUUUUGUAGUUUCUCCCUCUUCACACCUAUUUCCUGCAUAAAACUUUCUAUUUAUUUUUCUCUCACUCGUUUUUCACGUAGAGGGAAAAGAAAUUAUCAUUAAAGAAAAUUUGAUUUAAAAAAAUCCAUAUGCAUCGUUUUUUUUAAAUAUUCUAUUCAAAACAAAGUAAAAAAAAACAGCAAAUACGCAUAACUAUAUAUUAUCUGUAAUUUUUUUUAGAUGAUAAUAAUUAUUUUAUUAUUUAUAUGUCUGAAAGGAUGAGAAACAAUUUAUUUCUUAUUUUGUAAUAUCUUUUUUUAUACUAUUCUGCAAAAAAAUAAAAUUAUUUAGAAAGCAAAAAUACAGCAAGAAUAAGAGGAGUAAAUUUUUGUCCUAAAAAAAUAUUAUUAAAAAUAAAACACAAAAAACAAUUAUUUAAUAAUUUAUUUCGCAACACUUAUAUUACAACUUUUAUAAUGAUUGAUAUGAAAUAUAUGAAUGAAAGUGAGGAAAAAAAACAAAUAAUGAAAUAUUGAUGAUAUCUCAAAGAAAAAAAACCAACUGAUUUUUUAUUGAAAUAUUAUAUUCGCAAGAAAACUACACGAGAAAAUCGUAAAUAAAAAUUUAAUAAAAAGAAA